This is a messenger RNA of Culex quinquefasciatus (southern house mosquito), 1028 nucleotides long. Its product is annotated as nucleosome assembly protein 1-like 4. Gene Ontology annotation, molecular function: chromatin binding; histone binding. Gene Ontology annotation, biological process: nucleosome assembly. The transcript has 2 exons. NCBI's taxonomy places the organism in Eukaryota, Metazoa, Arthropoda, Insecta, Diptera, Culicidae. Gene Ontology annotation, cellular component: nucleus; chromatin. Bases 605 to 952 code for a protein of 115 amino acids. The record is from RefSeq and is a predicted model, not a curated record.
ACACGAACGGUGGCGAUGAAAUUUACUCCUACGCUUCGAUCCAGAGCUGCCGAUCUCGCAUCGCCAACGAGGACUCGCCCCAGAUGUAUCAAGCAUGGGUCCCGAUAACACGGUACUCGAUUUGAGUCUGUUGUUACAGCCUAGACGUUUUCGGAAUGGCCGCCUUGAAGCUACCGGAUAAUCAGAACGCCGUCUGGGCCAUCGAGAAACGCGCGGACGUUCGACGCGUUCUUCGUUUUUACUUUCAUGGACGGUGCUGAGCACCGGAGACCUCGACGCAGGCGUGCACCUAUUAUAGCCCUCGCCGAGUUGCACAAACUCCAGCAACUCCUGCUAACCCACGUCGAGCUACCAAGUUGAAAGAGUCCACCUGGCCGGGAAUGGGCUUCGAGCCUCAGAUUCGAACAAAAAUAAUCGAUCUGGUUGGAUUGGCAGGUGCUGAUGUGGACGGCGACGUGGCCAGAGGUGGCUCGCUGGUAGAGGACCGCAACUUCUACCAGAUUGUGGAAAUUUGCAAGGAGAACGAAAAGGAGAUCAAUAUCUUUGUUGAGAAGAAAAACAAAGUCGAGGAUCUGCUGAAGAACAUCUUUCGGGAUAGAAUGCGAUGCGCUGGAUGAUGAUGAAGGAUGUGAUUAAGACCCUGCCGGAGAAUGUCCAGCACCGGGUGAAUGCGUUCAAGCAACUGCAGAAGAAGUACCUCAAGUUAGAGGCCAAAUUCUUCGAGGAGGUUUACGCGUUGGAGUGCAAAUACCAGGAGCUGUACCAGCCCCUGGGGCGCAGGAAAGCAGUCAUCACCGGGGAGUCGGAGUUGGGUGAGGCCGACCGGAAGAAUGAGUCCGAGGACGAGGUUGACGCCGAAGUGACGGAACACUUCAAGCGAUUGGCCCUCAACUAUAAAACCGGCACUCGAAGAUCAUCAAGGACGCGCAUGGCAUUCCAGCGUUCUGGUUGACGGUGUUCAAGAAUACUCAGACCAGACCAAUGUGAACUAGCAAACCAGAAAAGCAAAAUAAAAAAAUAAAAAAAUA